AUGGAAGAUGCUUGUUAUUUGUUUGAGACAAUUCUUGACAGAGAUGUGGUUUCUUGGAAUGCAAUGAUUGGUGGGUAUGUUGUUCAGGGUCUUGGUGAUGAUUCUUUUCAACUGUUUCAUGCCAUGAUGGCAGAAGGCACUUAA
Messenger RNA from Linum tenue, 144 nucleotides. NCBI's taxonomy places the organism in Eukaryota, Viridiplantae, Streptophyta, Magnoliopsida, Malpighiales, Linaceae. The record is from the annotation of a GenBank genome assembly.